Molecule: messenger RNA, 2258 nt
Organism: Alosa sapidissima (American shad)
Lineage: Eukaryota; Metazoa; Chordata; Actinopteri; Clupeiformes; Clupeidae
Product: C3a anaphylatoxin chemotactic receptor
Exons: 2
Coding region: 81-1136 (351 amino acids)
Biological process (GO): phospholipase C-activating G protein-coupled receptor signaling pathway; inflammatory response; positive regulation of cytosolic calcium ion concentration
Cellular component (GO): plasma membrane
Molecular function (GO): G protein-coupled receptor activity; complement component C5a receptor activity
Source: RefSeq, a predicted model, not a curated record
UUUCCCUCUUCAACCACCAGCUUUUCUUGGGUUGCGAGUCAGUGACAUAAAGCACAACGCAAGUCAGACUCGCAACAAACAUGGAUUAUUCUGAACAUGACUAUGCUAACUCCACUUUUAAUGGGUCAUAUGAAGAUGAAUAUUAUGACUACCCCUUAAAUAUAACCACAGUGCCAGAGUUGACAGUGGCACAUAACGGUGUGAAGAUUAUCUCUCUCAUCAUCUACAGCCUCACCUUUCUCCUCGGUGUCCCUGGUAAUGCCUUUGUUAUUUGGAUUGCGGGCCUGAAAAUGAAGAGGACUGUGAAUGUUGUGUGGUUUAUCAACCUGGCCAUCGCAGACUUCCUCUGUUGCCUCAGCAUUCCCUUCUCCAUCACCGACACUCUUCUGGAAACCAGCUGGCCGUACGGGAGCGUCAUGUGCAAGGUCAUCCCUCCAUUUGUCGUUCUCAACAUGUUCGCCAGUGUCUUCACCCUGGCUUUUAUCAGCCUGGACCGCCUGGCGCUGGUGGUCCGUCCCGUCUGGGCCCAGAACCACCGCAGCCUGGUGCUGGCGUGGGCCCUCUGUGGACUGGCCUGGGUUCUGGCUCUCCUGCUCAGCUUACCUUCCAUGAUUCUCAGAACCACGGUGACUAAUCCACACCAAAACCAAACCCUCUGCACUUAUGUCACCCAAGAGGGUGACAGUCUCUCUAAGUCACUCCUAGCCCACAUGCAGAUGAUUCGUUUUCUGUUUGGAUUCCUUGUCCCUCUCCUCCUCAUCAUCACUUCCUACAUCCUCAUCACCCUCAAGGUGCGCUCCAGUAGCUUCCGUGCCAAAAGAGCCUUCAAGAUCAUCGUCGCUGUAGUCGUGGCCUUCUUUGUCUGCUGGCUUCCCUAUCACGCCUUUGGACUUGCCAGGGAGUAUGGCCGGGAUGAGGGCCUGGUCCUCCUUCUUGACCAGCUGAGCAUAGCCCUUGCUUUUGUGAACAGCUGCCUCAACCCGCUCCUGUACGUAUUUAUGGGUCAGGACUUUAAGGAGAAGGUGCGCCUGUCGCUGAAGCGGAUCCUGGAGAAUGCGUUCAGCGAGGACAACACCACACACUCCUAUGUGCGCUCCAAGGCCUCGCAAUCACGCAUGACCUCCUCCACAGUUUAGCUGGCUUUCAAAAAUGGACUCACAUUAGAAAUUUGCAUUGUACUCUUUCUUUAAGUAGUAUUUUAGAGUUUAGAAUAGAACACAUUUGAAUGUAGCAAGUUAACAUGGAGGGGGGAAAAUUGCUGGGGUGUGGGUUGGAGGGGUGGGGGGGGGCAGGCAGUUUAGAGCUUAUCUUGUACUAAUUACAUGUGGUGGACAGGAAGGAAACUCAUAACUGUCGUGAAAUAUGUGACCUCGUUAUUAUACACCAUGUACCAACUCAUGAGUAAAACGGAGAGACGUCUAGAUUAAGUAUGAUAGGCCUCGUUUUACUCAUUUACUAUGUUAUGGUAUUUCAUACCUGUUUAGUUUCAUAAUUUUGUUUGAUUAUUUUAACUGACCAAGGAGGAGAAAUUAUUGUGAUUAACUGUUAACUUAAUGCUAGUGUUUUGAAUGUUAAAGUAUGGGGAUGUAUGUUAAAUGUAUGUAAAUGUAUAUGAAUGUUAAAGUAUGUGGAUGUACUAUCAUUAUGGUGUAUAUUUUGUAUGUAUUACGUGCAAUGCGUCGUUAUUAUAUUAUAUAAGUAUUUCAGAAACACUAUAUCACUAUUGUCAUGUUUCUAAAGCUUAAUUUGUGUGGCCACUUGAUGGCGCCAGAGUAAAAAGAAGUUGCUUGUAUGAAUAAACACUCACACAUACAUGGACAAAUUAAUUCCCAAUUUAGAAUAAAGCUUCCUGAUUACCAUCAUCAAUGAAAUUAAAUAUGGAUGCGAUGCCAAAAGUAAUACGCAGAACUGAGAUAAUAAUUUCACAGAAUAAAAUGUCUGUACAGGGCUAUGGCUGUUUACCUGCUACGUCUGCUGCUGAGAGGUUGGAUGAGAAAGGGAUCACUGUAUACUAUAUCCUACAUUGGAGAGGUUAAUUAUGAGGAAGUUCAGGAAAGGGAAACUGAAUUGCUUUUUUUUUGCCACCCACUGCAACACUGUGUUCCUCUUUUGUGAUAUUUCCAUUCUAAAGCUGCUGAGUCUUUCUGUUUUCUGCUCUUCUGAUAAAACUCUUUUUGGUAUGUCACUGUAAACACAUGCAAGAAAAUGUUCUCAGAAGUUCCAGCCAUGGUAGAUAAAGUGGUUUUGUAUAAAGUAAA